This is a messenger RNA of Lactuca sativa (garden lettuce), 3619 nucleotides long. RefSeq names its product putative disease resistance protein RGA3. NCBI's taxonomy places the organism in Eukaryota, Viridiplantae, Streptophyta, Magnoliopsida, Asterales, Asteraceae. Gene Ontology annotation, molecular function: ADP binding. The record is from RefSeq and is a predicted model, not a curated record.
CAUGGCUUUAGUAUUCUAUCUUUUUUCAUAUCAACUAUCCAUUGGUCCAUUGUGAAAUCAAAUACUUCCCCUUCAUUUCCUCAUAGCCACUCCUCUUUCUCUCUUUCUUCCACCAUCUCUAUCUUUGACUUUUUGUUAACAGUAAAAAUGGCAGAAGCUUUAAUCACUAUUGCUGCUGAAGGGUUACUGAAAAAGGUGUUGUCUAUAGCUGCCAAUGAAAUCGUCAUUGCUUGGGGUUACGAAGAAAAGUUAACUACCCUUCACGAACUGUUGGACCUGAUCCGCGCCAAGUUGCGCGAUGCGGAAAGACAAAAGGGUACAGAGGCUGUGAUGGUGUGGCUUAAACAGCUAAAAGAUGUCGUCAGUGAAGCUGAUGAUAUCUUGGAUGAAGUUCAUUAUGAAAUGUUGAGGCGUGAGGUAAAGAAACGAGAUUGGAUAGCAAGAAAGGUACCCCAUCUUCCGAGCUUGAAAAAGUUGUCAUUUCGUAGAGAAAUGAGUCAUAAAAUAGAAAACGUUAGCAAAAAGUUGUUUGAGAUCAAUAAACGAGCAAACGAUUUAAGACUAGAAAAUGAACAGUCUAUCCCUGUUAGCAAUAGUCUUUGUCGAGAGACUGAUCCAUACUUAGAUGAAUUCAAAAUUAUUGGGAGGGGGAAUGAUGAACUACAUAUUAUUCAACUUCUAACCCACUCAAGAAAAGAUGAAAACCUCAAGAUUGUUCCGAUUGUGGGAAUGGGCGGGAUUGGGAAGACCACUUUGGCUAAGUCGAUCUACAAUAAUCCAAAAAUCGAGCAACAUUUUGAUGUUAGAGCUUGGUUAUGUGUGUCGGUUAAGAUUGAGGUCAACACACUUCUUGCUAAUAUUUAUGAAGCUCUUGCCGGAAAGGAAUGUGAGUCACGAACUAGGGUUAAUAUAAUUAAAGAUCUACAAAAGGAGUUGGGAUCAAAAACUUAUUUGCUAGUAUUGGAUGACGUUUGGGAUGAAGAGAGGGCACAUUGGGAUGAUUUCCGAACUUGCAUGCUAAAAGUAAAUUCACAAAAUGGAAGUGGCAUUCUUGUAACUACACGGAAUCUUGAAAUCGGAACAUUGGCUAUGAGUGAGGAGUUCCGUGCUUUACAAGGUCUCUCUGAUGAUCAAUGUUGGUCCAUCUUUAAAGAAAUAGCGUUUGCGGCUGAUCAACCAUCGUUGCAUGAAUUGGAGGAGAUAGGCCGUGAUAUUGUGAAAAAGUGUCGUGGUUUGCCUUUGUUGGUAAAUGUAAUUGGAGGCAUGUUGCGUAAUUACAAUGACAAAGAAAAGUGGUUAUCCAUCCGAGAUAGCAAGGUUUGGGAUCUUGAAGGAGAAGGGGAUAGAGUGCAAAACAGCUUGAAACUAAGCUUUGACAAUCUACCAAAUUCUAUUGUCAAACAAUGCUUUGCAUAUUGUUCCAUCUUUCAAAAGGGCUCGAUCAUGAAAGGCGAAGAAUUGGUCCAACUUUGGAUGGCUUUAGGGUUUGUUCAAGGGGAUGAGGCAAGAAACAAGGAUAUGGAGGAUGUAGGAAAUGAUAUUGUCGAAAUUUUAGUUAGCAAUUUGUUGUUGCAAGAUGUUACAAGGGAUGAGUAUGGUUACGUGGCUGCUUGUAGUAUGCAUGAUUUGUUGCAUGAUCUUUCCUCGUCACUUGUUAGACAUGAAAGCUUACGACUAGUGCAUCCGACACAUGAUGACAUUGUGCGUAUUCCUCAGGUUAAACAUCUCUCAGUUUACCGACAUUGGAAGGACGAUGUUCGAAUCAACAUCUCUCUUAAAAAGAUGAGCUCUGUGGUCUUCAAAGAUGAGAUGAAAGCUAGAAGUUUGCAUACAUUGUUUUUCGAGGGUGAAGUUGAGAAUAACAUUUCAUUUCAACAUUUCAAGUACUUGCGUAUCCUCAAACUCGAUAGAUGCAGACUAUGUAUCUUGGACGAAUCAAUUGGAGAAUUGACGCAUCUAAAAUAUCUUGAUUUGUCUAAUACCGAAGUCGGUUCUCUUCCAAAGUCUAUUGGUAAACUUUACCAUUUGCAAACUCUGAAGUUAUGUGGUUGUAGAUCUUUUAAGGUAAAUCAUUUAAGAAGGCUUCCCAUAGAAUUCAGAAAUUUGAUAAGCCUGCGACACUUUGAGUUCCCAGAAACCGUUCCAAUCAAUAAUGUGGGACAAUUGACUUCCCUUCGAACAUUGCCUUCCUUUCACGUUCUUGGAAAGAAAGGACAUCAAAUUGAAGAGCUAGGCCCUUUGAAACAUCUUGGUAGAAAGCUCCGGAUAUUGAAUCUAGAAAAAGUUAAAAGCAAAAAAGAAGCCACCAAGGCAGAUUUAUUUGGAAAGAAAAACUUAUCAAAGAUUGAAUUUUGUUGGAAUAAUAAAGAUGAAGUUGCCAACCGAAAUGACAAAGAUGUAUUGGAAGGCUUGCAACCCCCUGAAAAUUUGAAAAGCUUGACAAUCUACAACUUUUCCGGUGAUAGUUUUCCACAAUGGGUUUCCACCAUGACAAUCAGUAUUGAAGGGAAAUGGACACCCCUUCACAAGCUGGUGGAAAUCAAACUGAUUAGAUGUCACAACUGCCCUCUUCUUCCAAUGCUUAAGAACCUACCACUUCUACGGGAUCUUGUGUUAAGAAAUAUGGACAACUUGACAUGCUUAAGCAGCUUUUCAGUCAAAGAGGGCGAAAAACUUACUGGAAGCAGAUCAAUUAAGCCUCUGUCUCCAUCGUUGAGAUCGCUCCAACUCAUAGGUAUGGAAAGACUGGAAAAGUGGAUGGAUGCAGCAACGAACAGCUCAACACUGUUAUCACCUGUCCUCGAAAAGUUGUACAUUUAUAACUGCCCAAAGAUCGUUCUCUUAGAUGAAUGUCAUCCACAUCCUCUAGUUUCCUUAAAAAUAAAGAAUUGCAAAAAUCUCGAGUCCAUUAAGAGCAUAGAAGGCCUCACAUCUCUUGAAUCAUUAUCAAUCGAUGGUUGCCACAGCCUCAUGGGAUUACCCGAUUUUCAUAACCAGGGUCAUUCUUUGAAGAGACUGAGUGUUACCGAAUGCAACAAACUGACUUCCUUGCCUCCCAAAAUGUUCGAAUGUUUUUCAAUCUUAAGCAGGUUGAAACUUGGUCCAUUCUCCAAGGAGCUUCAUUCUUUCCCAAGUCUCCAAGGUAUCAAGAAGUUGAGGAACCACCUUCACUCGUUGGAAUUGAACGGUUGGGAUCAUUUGGAGUCGAUACCAGAAAAAAUAGAACACCUCACUUCACUCGCUCGGUUGACUAUACAGGGAUUUGGAAUGCGAGAAUUGCCUAUAUGGUUAACCAAUAUGUCAUCUAUCCGAUAUAUAGCAUUCAAUGAUUGCAAGAGGCUAGACAAAGAAACAAUUAAGCGAGGAGCACCAAGGGAUGCAGAUAAUGUCUUAAUAGAUGGAUGUAGAAGUGUAUAGCUAGAGAUGUUAGUCAGUUAAUUGGUUAGACGUUUUGGUGUAACAAUCGCUGCUACAAGAUACUUCCUCUUUCACUCAUCACUUUAAUCAUUGUUUAUGUUUAUAGGACAUAAAGUUUCUGAUUAUUUCCAAUUAAAUUUUUUUGUUUCAUCAUUUUAAUUUAUUAAUCUGUGUAUAUCGAGAUUUCGUAAAUAUGGUUUUA